Thlaspi arvense is the source of this 1631-nucleotide messenger RNA. The record is from the annotation of a GenBank genome assembly. NCBI's taxonomy places the organism in Eukaryota, Viridiplantae, Streptophyta, Magnoliopsida, Brassicales, Brassicaceae.
AUUACAUACACGUAUAAGUUUCCGUGGAGAAAAGAAUGUUCACAUCACAUCAUUUUAUCUUUUUUUCCCUAUAUAAAGAGAGAACCACGACAAUCAUGACAAACCAUUCAAUUAAAACUAAGUAAAUAACCUCCCUAUAUCUCUAUUGCUACUACUUUUAAAUAUAAUCAAAACAGAGAUAGAGGGAGAUUGUUGAUUUAGGAUGGAGGAAGUAAAGAAGAGGGACUGUAUGGAGAAGGCAAGGCCGUUCAUUGCAGUGGUAUUAUUGCAAGUAGGAUUAGCGGGAAUGGAUAUUCUCUCAAAAGCUGUCCUAGACAAAGGGAUGAGUAAUUACGUUCUUGUUGUUUACCGUCACGCUGUUGCUACCGUCGUUAUGGCACCGUUCGCCUUCUAUUUCGAUAAGAAGGUGAGGCCAAAGAUGACGAUGAUGAUAUUCUUCAAGAUAACACUUCUUGGUUUGCUCGAGCCAGUGAUCGAUCAGAACCUAUACUAUCUAGGGAUGAAAUAUACAACGGCUACAUUUGCAACCGCCAUGUACAAUGUGUUACCCGCAAUCACAUUCGUCCUUGCCUAUAUAUUCGGGCUCGAAAGAGUGAAGCUACGGUCCAUCAGGAGCGCAGGUAAAGUGAUUGGGACAUUGGCUACAGUUGGAGGAGCCAUGAUCAUGACUCUUGUAAAAGGUCCAGUUCUCGACCUCUUCUGGACCAAAGGAGCAUCCGCACAUAACACAGCUGGGACUGAUAUUCACAGUGCCAUCAAAGGCGCAGUUUUGGUCACAAUCGGUUGUUUCAGCUAUGCAUGUUUCAUGAUUCUCCAAGCUGUCACGUUGAGAACUUACCCAGCCGAGCUCUCACUCACGGCGUGGAUAUGUCUAAUGGGGACAAUAGAAGGAACUGCUUUGGCAUUAGUGAUGGAGAAAGGAAACCCUAGCGCGUGGGUCAUUGGUUGGGACACUAAGCUUCUUACAGCUACAUACAGUGGGAUAGUGUGCUCAGCACUUGCUUACUACAUUGGAGGAGUGGUGAUGAAAACAAGAGGUCCUGUGUUUGUUACAGCUUUCAGUCCUCUUUGCAUGAUCAUUGUAGCAAUUAUGUCUACUGUCAUUUUCGCUGAGCAGAUGUAUUUGGGAAGGGUUCUUGGUGCGGCAGUUAUAUGUGCUGGAUUGUAUCUUGUGAUAUGGGGCAAAGGCAAAGAUUACAUGUAUGAUUCCACACCACAAAUAAAGGAUGAAUCAACACAGCCAAAGUUGGAACUAAGCAGAAACGGGAAGGAUAAUGUUGAUCAUGAAGUUAUCACUAUCAGCAGGCAAGGAGAACAAAGAAGAACAGUUGAAGAAACAGUCUAAUUGUACAGGAUGAUGGGGCACAAAUGUUUUGCUUGGAGGAUUCAAGAUGUGUAUCAGUUUCAUAUGUUGCCCACUAUGUUUCAGAGCAACCGUAGGAUAGAUUUGCUAACUAUCAUGGGAGGAGGAAAAUAAUUGUCCAAGAGGAAUAGAGAUUCAAAAAAAAAAAAAUAAUGAUGAAAAACUAUUGGAUUCAGACAAUAAAUAUGAUUAUUAAUACACUGUACUCACAACUCCAAGACCGUUUCCAUACCUAUACAGCAGAGUAUAUCUCGAAAAUGAAUUGUUA